AUGGAAGGCAACUGGAAUCCUAUAAAAGCCUCCAGAGACAAUAUUGGCAUAUCACACCUAUUUUUUGCUGAUGAUCUAAUGCUCUUUGCUACUGCUACUGAGGAGAAUAGUGAAACCAUCAAGGAAGUGUUGGAGUUGUUUUGUACUGAAUCAGGACAAAAGAUUAGUACAUGCAAAUCUUGGGUCUACUUCUCUCAAAAUGUGGAUGUUGACUUGAAAGGAAGAAUAUGUGGUAAUCUAAACAUUCAGGCCACUAACAACCUAGGAAAAUGCCUAGGAUUCCCUCUAAAGUACAAAAAUGCAGAAAGGAACCAAUACAACUUUAUAGUUGAGAGGGUGAUUAAUAGACUUGCUGGGUGGAAAUCCAAGCUCCUCUCCUUUGCGGGUAGAACUGUAUUGGUCAAAUCAGUCAUGUUAGCCAUGUCUAACCAUGUGAUCCAAGAAGUGACCCUACCUUCCCAUCUCUGUUGGAAUGUUGGCAAUGGUGUGAACAUUAAGUUUUGGACAGACAAGUGGGUGAGAGGCUAUGCACCUAGAGAACUAAUUAAAGGCCCAAUCAAUGACAUGGAGUGCAAUUUGGCUGUGGUUGAUUUACUCCAAGAUAAUAACUGGAACUAG
This is a messenger RNA of Quercus robur (English oak), 618 nucleotides long. RefSeq lists its product as uncharacterized. Bases 1 to 618 code for a protein of 205 amino acids. Lineage: Eukaryota; Viridiplantae; Streptophyta; Magnoliopsida; Fagales; Fagaceae. The record is from RefSeq and is a predicted model, not a curated record. The transcript has 2 exons.